Messenger RNA from Guillardia theta CCMP2712, 378 nucleotides. RefSeq lists its product as hypothetical. Lineage: Eukaryota; Cryptophyceae; Pyrenomonadales; Geminigeraceae. The coding region runs from base 1 to 378 and encodes 125 amino acids. The transcript has 2 exons. The record is from RefSeq and is a predicted model, not a curated record.
AUGGAGUACAAAGUCAAGACAACAUGGUACAACCCCACGUGCUCAGGCCGCCCCGUCGAGAUUCUCUACACGUUGGAUAACAUGUGCGUAUGGAAUACGGACACCAACGACAACACCUACUUGCGGGUAGACACGAAGCAGCAGAAGACAUACUACUACUCCUAUGGCGAUCACAAGUGUCAGAACUCCGUUAGCUCGCAGUCAUGGGCGUCAGAGUUGCAAACUUCUCAGCAAUGUAGCGCAAGCAUUCAGUGUGGGAUGACUCAGACGCCGCAGUUCUUCGAUCCCAACUCGAAUGUCGACAUGUCUACGUGUUUGUCCAGCUUCACCACUGUAUCGAUUCUUGUCAACGCUGCCUGUACCAACGGUGCUGCUUGA